This is a messenger RNA of Metarhizium acridum CQMa 102, 1971 nucleotides long. RefSeq lists its product as uncharacterized. The record is from RefSeq and is a predicted model, not a curated record. NCBI's taxonomy places the organism in Eukaryota, Fungi, Ascomycota, Sordariomycetes, Hypocreales, Clavicipitaceae.
AUGACCAAACGCACGUCAGAGUCGGACGCUUUUCUACCCUCUGGUGCCAUCGACAUCCCAACCAACGACGCCUCAAUAGGCGGAGCAGCGUCCCAUUCCGCUUUUGAUGCCUCACAGCCAACCUCAACCAUGAGUCCCUCCGGCGACGCCUUCUCCAACCACUGCAACGGCCAAUCAGUUUCCUCGCCGAGUCGACAUGCCGCCAUACAGAGCCCUCCCGUUUUAAACCCUCCCAGUGCCAACCGUUCACACUUCAACUUUCCUUUGGCUGGCACGCACCUGGAUACGCCGUCACCGUUGAAUUUGUCCAACUCGACAUCACCUGUUGCCGCCGCCGGCACCGCCCACUCUUCCAAAGGCAGAGUACGUGGUUACUUUCAUCCCAACUCUUCUUCGCUUUCACCACCUGCCGCCUGGGACUUUGGAGGCGCCUCUCUGGCAAGGUCCGUGUCUGCCGAUGCAGCAAUUCCUCCCCAGACGCCAUCGCGGCUCUAUACCGGACUGGCUGGCCAUUCAUCAUUGGUCGAGAACUGGAGACUCGAGCGUGGCAACCUCGAGGCCCUCAGACGAAAAGCCGAAAGGCUGUACCGCGACCAGCAAUCAGUCAUUGACGAAAUGAGUGAGGAAUGGUUGAAUGAGCGGAAAGAAAUGUCGCAUCUUAUACAAGGGCUCAGAGAACGCAUCCAACGUUUGGAAGGGGAAAACACCGUCCUCAAGAAAAUUGCCUCGUAUACCACACAUAUCCCCGGUCUAAUAUCACCUCACAACAGUGUCCAAAGCGGCAGUGGGGAGGCAUUUGUCAGUCACUCGCCCUCGCUCGCUUCAAACAAAUCUCCGCCACCUCGACUCUCUGGACGGAGUGCCGGCGAAGCAUUGGCAUCCUUCGAUCUGCCUCCUGGAUUAGAUGGUGCCUCUCGGCGCCCUCAUCAGUUUGCCAAGCAGGGGGGUAGUCCUUGUACCUCCCCUACUGCGGCUCCUGCACAUGCCACUCAUAUACCCAUAAGUCCUCGAAUAGUGCCUCGGAAGUCUAUCGCCACCGAUUUCCUCUCCAUUUCAUCACCAGAACCCAAUAAGGGUGUUCCCAUCAUUGACAUCCAGGAAAUAGACCCUAAAUUGGAGGGUAUUCCGAUCAGAGCUACCGCGGUCAAAAAAUCAACCUUCCAUGCAGCAUCAAACCGGCCUAGCAACAUUCCAAGAUCACUUUAUGCCCCCGAACCAGCGACAGGCACUCGCAAGGACAACCAUCUUAAACAAAAGACUGGGAAUUCCAUACGGGAAAGGCUCCGACUCGAUCGGCUUCGAUGCGGUCUCACUCCUCUCGCUUCCUCAAAAGAUCAAACAAAGCAAAUACUGGCUACCGAUGAAUCUCGACGCCUAACGAUGCAUGCUGGGCAUACACCAAACCAUUCGCUGUCUCUAUUCCCCACCAUGACCGCUACUGAGAGCAGCUCGGCUGCUGCCAGAAGUCAGGAGACUACGCCAACUGCAGGGGCAUCUUCUGGAUUUGCUGAUCACCAUGAAGACACAGAUCUCAGCGAUGAUUCUGAUGGCAAACUUCGGCAUGGCGAAGAGGAUAAUGGCGAAGGCAAUCAGGAUGGUGACAGGAAUGAUGAUGAUAUCGAAGGCUACUUGGAGCCCUCUGACGAUGUCGCUCUCAAGGGCCCGCUCAUGGUAAAGAAUAUACCAGCCCAGGACGAGAUAUUUUGGGCACAGGUCAAUCAGAGGCUAGAUCCCAUCAGUCGAGGUCAGGACGCAUUGCCCAGAGUCCUUCAAUCUCCAGAGCUUGAGGCUGUCCAGAAUCUGCUGCCUACUGCGCUCCAGCCACCACCAGAGGAGGGUGGAAAACAAGAAGCCGGUGCCGACCUGGAAAGCGACGAGGAGGGAGAAGACGGAAAAGCUAGUGUUGAACCAGACGUUCCUCUCAGGUUCAAGAAUACUUUCAACUUUGGGGCUCCCUUUGGCUCCACAUGA